UGUCAAAUUUAUUAUGACGUUUUCUUUUUCGUUCUCCGAAAGAAGUGACGAAUAAAGUGUUUAUUUGCCUUUUAAAUUGCAAAAUAUGGCUGCUGAAAUUAAACCUGCACCGAGGACCCCAAAUGACAGGUUUUCUACAACAAAAAAGCCGGCACUUCUCAAUAAAUUGGAAGGUUGCACCGACGAUGUGAACGCAGCAGUGGUGAUCCCUGGCGAAGACGGAGUUAUUAGUGUUUGCGAUGAUAAGACAGUCCGAGUAUGGCUCAAAAGAGAUUCUGGACAAUACUGGCCGAGUAUUUGUCAAUAUAUGCCAUCUGGAUGUACAUCAAUGUUCUACACUCCCGAGACAAGGCAACUAUUUAUAGGACAGGAAAAUGGCACCAUUUCUGAGUUCACACUAGCCGCAGACUGCAAUAGGAUAAACCCUACAAGGGAAUACUUGGCCCACACUGCACGAGUUACAGCAGUGGUGUUUUCAUUGAGCUGUGAGUGGGUGUUGUCAGUGAGUCGAGACAAGUUAUUCUCUUACCACUGCAGUGAAACUGGAAGGAGAAUCGGUGGUUAUUCCUUCGAGGCAUGGUGCACAGCAUUACAGUUCGAUUCACAGUCGAAAUACGCAUUCGUCGGCGAUUACAGCGGGCAGAUAACAAUGUUAAAGUUAGAUAAUAACUGUGCAACCCUAGUAACGACGCUAAAGGGACACACUGGCUCAGUGAGAGUUUUAAAUUGGGCCCCCAUUCCACAAUUGCUGUUCAGCGGUUCGUUCGACCAAACUAUUAUAGUUUGGGACAUCGGCGGGCAAAAAGGCACUGCGUACGAACUUCAAGGUCAUAGUAACAAGGUGACGGGCCUGUGGUAUGUGGGCGGUUGUCAAAGACUGGUAUCGUGCGGUGAGGACGGCGCCUUAGGGGUGUGGGAGAUGGGGGUGCAACGACGCGAAACGCCCGCGUGGCGCGAGUCCGACCUGUGCCAGCUGUGCCGCGCGCCCUUCAUAUGGAACGUCCGCGCUAUGAUGGAGAAGAAACAGCUUGGUCUUCGCCAACACCACUGCCGUUGGUGCGGCGCAGCGGUGUGCGGUGCGUGCUCGCCACACCGGCUACCGUUGCCGGUUAUGGGCUUCGAAUUCCCACAGAGAGUGUGCGCUGCCUGCUACGACACCUUACGCCAUGAGCCCCGUGAGUCCCUAGCGUCAUUCCACGAUAUGAAACACGCGGUUGGGUCGCUCUUCGUCGACGAGGCGACAGGACGUAUGUGCACGGCGGGCAAAGAUCGAGUCAUCAAGGUAUGGGACAUCAGCAUGCUUCUUGCGCCUGCGCCGGUACCGGGCACCAGUGAACAGUAGCUGCGAUUAACGACGUUAUCAAGACUAAAUUAAGUCGAGAUUCCUCUAACUACUUUGUGUUAACACGAAUCUGUCCGUCAACGAUUAAUCUAUACUGAAUGUCUAUUCUGUGUUUAAAAAUCGAAAAAAAGGAAGAUUAUAUGAUAGAUGUACGGAAAAAAAUUAUUUAUUUUUAAGUUAAAAGAUUUAUUUUUAUUAUUAUUUAGUGCAAGUAAUCUUUGCAGGCAACUUUUUAAAAUGAAUAUUAUAAUAAAAAAAUAUACUUUGUCAAUGUUUUAAAAGCUUUAUUAGGUUUGUUUCUAUUUGCUAAAACUAAACUAAUAUUCGUCUAACGCAUAAGUUUCUUUCACAUCGAAUAUAUUGCUUGAGCAGUUUACUCGCUGGUUCCGAAGAGUGCCCUAUAAAUAUGCUGCUGCUGUCCGUCUGUUCGUCAGUACGUCUAUUUAUCAGCGGACUGAACCGGAUGAACCGUAAUAGGUACACUAUUAACAUUUUCAUAGAGUGUGUACUUCUAUUGCCGCUAUAACAAUGCAAAAAAAAACUUUGUCCGUCAACCGGUGUAGGCACAGGUUGACGGACGGACGCUUUUGACCGGAACACAACAAUGCCGCUUGGCGGCAGAAAUAAGCAUAGCGGAAGCACUUCACCGGACGAGCUCCGUUAUAUAGAGUAAACGCUAGAGUAUAUAUUGCAUAUACUCAUAUUAUUAUAUUGCAUACCCGUACAGAGAGUAUAACUCGCACUUCACACUCGCCGGGUUUUUUCUGUAUUCCGUGAUACGAAAAAAAGUACACCUGCUUUUUGCGAGAUAACGAGACUUAGGAUAAAAUUAUUAUGCUAUUUUAUCCUAAGUCUCGUAAGACUCGUCCUUAUUUUUAGCCUUUCAUAAGCUUAUUUUCAUAAAUUACUAAAUAUCCCUAACGGACGAAGUCGCGUGCUUUAGUUAUACA
Molecule: messenger RNA, 2292 nt
Organism: Pararge aegeria (speckled wood butterfly)
Lineage: Eukaryota; Metazoa; Arthropoda; Insecta; Lepidoptera; Nymphalidae
Gene: Wdfy2
Product: WD repeat and FYVE domain-containing protein 2
Exons: 9
Coding region: 86-1342 (418 amino acids)
Molecular function (GO): metal ion binding; protein binding
Source: RefSeq, a predicted model, not a curated record